GCUCCAAGAUGGCAGCUUCCACGGCAUCACAAUUUCUGAGGAUGUGGAGCAUGUUAUUACUAUUUUUCGCCUGUUUCUCAUCAAUCGUUCCAUGUGGUUCCUGUGAAAGGACAAUAAAACUUGUACAUUUGUUGUAUCGUCACGGGGAUAGAUCUCCUGUAAAAGCAUAUCCAAACGAUAAUUACACAGAAGACACAUGGCCCCUUGGUUUUGGACAGCUUACUGAGAACGGAAUGGCCCAACAUUACGACCUUGGACAAUGGUUAAGGAAACGAUACGUGACGGACCUCAAACUGUUUGAUGGUACCUACCGGCCGAAGCAGUUCUACGUUCGGAGCACCUCGAAAGAACGGACCAUCAUGUCGGCACAGUCCAACCUGCAGGGAUUCUUUCCUGUUGCUUCGGAGGGAAGGGAGUCGUCAACUCUGUGGCCACCAGUGCCUGUCUUUUCCACAGUAAAUACGGGGCAGGACUAUCUGCUUCAUCCAACCAAACUUGAAGGAUGUGACACAGCAAGUGAUUUCUUUCAGUACGUAGAGAACUGUCCAGCCAAGCAAAAAUAUAUAAAAGAUAAUCAGACUUUCUUUGAUAGAAUUCAAAAGAAUGCUGGGUUUUCUGAUGAUGUAGUGUUUAGAAACUUCUCUACUCUUGCAGAUACAUUACUAAGAGAGAAAAGAGACGGAAGAAAAUUACCAGACUGGGUAGACGAUGAGACGUUCAACCGAUUAAAAGCUACGUUGGAUUUUGCCUUUGAAGUAGAGUACUCCAACAUGACAACAGAUGAAAAAAGAAUUAAUUCGGGUGUUUUAUUAACAGAGAUGGUUGGGAAUAUGAAGGCUCAUUUAAACCAAACAAACGUUGAUAGUAGGAUAUUUAUGUACUCAGCGCAUGAUACAACCGUUGCACCAUUUUUAGGAAUGUUUGGCGUCUUCAAUAAUGUAAUCCCUCCUACUGCAUCCUGCAUAAUGGUGGAAUUAUACAGAGAAGACGAUGGUUCACAUACGGUGCAAUUAUUAUUUAGGAAUGACACUUCAAAGCCACCGUACGUCCUCAAGUUCCUCGAUUGCAACGAGGUAUGCCCUGUCGAAAACUUUUUCCACAUUGCAUCGCCUUUCCUGGUCGAUGACAUCGACGCGAUGUGCAGGAGAAAACCGCCUUCAUUGCCUCUUCACGUUGAAUGGAAUAUAGGUUGGAUGUUAGCAGCAAGUACCUUGGCUUUUGCAGCCCUGCUUCCUUUUAUUGCCUGUGUGAUACUCACUUGUGGCGUCGGUGGGCGUCGCCGUUUACAUAACUCCAAGAAACGCAUGGAACCCAUCAACUUCCACCUCCUGGGCGGCAACAACAGCGAGUCGGAAGACGAGAGCGUGUUUGACACAUGACCCCACGUCAAGGAGUAGAUAUAGUCUUGUGAUCGUUCGUCAAAGUAUUUUCUGUUUUUAUUUAUUCAUGCUGAAUAUCGCACUGACUACAAAGAUGUGAUCAUAUGUGACUAAAUAUGUGCUUUUCCAGAGCAUUAAUCUUUUUUUUAUAUAAAGUCUAUAAGAAUCAACUAUUUAUUCACACCCUGGUCACAAAGAUGUGAUCAUCUGCAACAAAAUAUGUGUUUCUCCUGCGCAUUUAUCUUUUUAUAAGGUCUACAAGAAUCCACCAUUCUUAAAAUUUUCAGCUUUUUUUGUUGUUGCAACAUCGCUGCAUUUAAUAGAUGCAGAAAUCUUCUGCGAUGAUUUAUGUACAAAUCCAUAGCUAUCAUUUUUUUUUUUUGGAUAAAGGUUUAUAAGAAUCAACCAAUCCUAAAAUUGGCAGCUUUUUCGUUGUUGCAACAUUGCUGCUUUAGAUGCAGAAAUCUUCUUGAUGAUUUAUGUACAAAUCCAAAGCUAUCAUUUUUUUUUGUAUAAAGGUCUAUAAGAAUCAACCAAUCCUAAAAUUGGCAGCUUUUUUGUUGUUGCAACAUUGCAUCAAUAAGAUGCAUAAAUGUUCUGUGUUAAUUUAUGUAUAUGUUCUAUCCCUGAGCUGUCUUUAAAAAAAAAUUAUCUUCAAGAAUCAGUUUUUCCUUAAAUUGGCAAUAUUUUUGUUGUUGUAACAUUGCUGCAAUAGAUGCAUAAAUCCACUGUGAUAAUUUAUUUACAUGUUCAAUCCCUGAGCUGUCUUUUUUAAAAAUUAUCUUCAAGAAUCAGUUGUUCCUUAAAUUGGCAAUAUUUUGGUUGUUUCAGCAUUGCUGUGUUGCAGAAAUCCUCUGCCCACAAAUGUGUGUGUCAUAUCACAUGACAAUUUUUUUUUAAAGGUCAACAAGAAAUGGGGGUUCCUCAGGUAUGUUGCAACAUUCUUUCAAUGGUUGCAGAAAUAUUUUAGAAAUAAUAUGUACUUUCCCAUACUAGUCUUUUUUUUCAAAGGUCUACAAGAGUCAGUUCCUCCUGCAUUGAUAUUGUAGGGGGUAAUUAUUUUCGGCCCCUUACAUACAUGGAGUUGGAAAUAGGCACUCCAUGCAAGUUUGGACUAAAGUCAGAUUCGAUCUAUGCUAUGAGAUAACCAAUAAUUACCCUCAACUUCAAUUUUCACAACUUAAAACAUGAGAAUAAGAAGAUCUUCUGAAUUACAAAGUAAGAUCGAAAUCAUCAAAUAUCAUUUACCAUCAAUAGAUAAUAGGUCAUUUGAUUAGUUUUCAAAAUAAGUAAUCAUGAUUUUCAUUUUCACCCUGCAUGGCCAAUUUAGAGGGAAUUUAGUGAUUAGUUUUUUUAUUAAGUUAGUCACACUCAGGAAUAGUGUAAUAUGCAGCAGCAUCGAUAGAGUAUUUUUUUGUGUAAUUUGCUCUUCCAUCAAUUUUACCAUUUAAAUUUAUGUAUUUUUGGUAACAGAUAUAUAUAAUGCAUAAGCCUUUGCUGCACUGUCUUUACAACUUUCACAACCCUGAUCUGUUUGAUUUAUCAGAUUUGUGAAGAGCUGGAUGCAUAAUAUUUAUUUAUUUUUCAUUAAAAGAUAUUUUUUGUCCGGGGCUUAUUGAUGAACUUCUACCUCCAAGCAUGGAUCCGCCGCCUCUUGAUCCUCAAAAGAAUAGGGUCAAGUGACUGUACAUUGCCACAUGGUGUGAACAGGCUUCAUCUUAUUUCUGUAGGUCUCGUUCCUCAUGGUCUAAUCUUAAAGCUAAAUGAAAGUAGUUGCAGUAAAACACUGAUUUCGUGAGAAAGUCUGUAAAACCAAGGUUAAGUAUUACUAUAUCAUCGUGGAUCUAGAUCUGGUGCAGUUACAUAAACUGAACUUUGUGAAAUCAUAAAAUCUAAGCUGAAAAACGAUCACACUGAAGAUCGCCAACACAGAUAGGCACACAUGGGACAGUGUAUUUUAUUAUUGUUGGAAUAAAGAACCGAUGGAAGUGCCAGAAUCUGCGCUUAUUUUGCUUAUUUCUCAGCAAUUAAACAAUUUCUUCCAGAAUCCUUUGGCACAUACAUGUAUUUUUUAUUCAUACAAACAGACACUUGGGUGGUCAUUAUAGUGGAUUCUGUAAAAAGUCAUUUUGAGAUCGUGACCACAACUGGCAUUUAUCUUUAAUAUGUCCUUGUUAUGAAUGAAGAAAGGUUUCAUGCUGCACAUGUCAGCGGUGUCAACAUCCUUUGUGUGAUGGCUAUUCCAUCAUCUGUUGGCACAAACCGAAAAAGAAGACAGUAUUGUGUGUGAAUUAAAUGAAUAUUCAUGAUGUAGCUGGAAGGACCAUGUGCACAUGUGCUCGGGGGAAAAAAAAAGGAUUUUUUUAUUCACAAGUAGAAGAGAGAUUGGUUAAAGUUGGGAGCGUUGCAGCAAAAGGAAAGAUAAAAGCAGGCAUUUUUUUUGUUAGAUUGGCAAAAAUUUGAACAUGUACAGAAUUUCUUCCAGACUUUCCUGAUCAGUUAACAUCUUCAUGGAGUAAAAAAAUUAUUGAAUUUUGUUUUCUUUCUUAAUGAACAUUAUUACAUACCGUUCACCAACUAGGAUUAACCCAAAAUCAGUAAAGCAAACAAAUUAAAAUGAAAAAUAAUCAAAAAAAUCAUUAAAUGAUAAUUUGAACUUCCUUUCACUUUUUACAUAAGUACAGAGAUGAGUUAUUUUUGGCAUGACAUUGUCUCACAAAAAGUCUUAUGGUGUCAAAAUGCUAUCCCCACAUAUACAUCACAAAUGUCAUCUCAAACACAUUCAUGAAGUUUCAUGAAGUUUCUACUUAUUUUGUAAUGAUGAAUCUGAUUUAUUGAAAUUGAUAUUGAGUAAGAUAUGAAUUAGUAUUAUAUUACAAGUUUGUAAGUAAAUUCUAAUCAUUUCAGGAUUAUGUGAAUGACUUGCUAUCAAUCUCGGGUCACAUUUUACUGAUAUUUUUUCUUUUUAUAUGAUUAAUUUGGGUGCAAAUAUCAAUUCAACAAUUGGUUCUAGGGAUAUCUGUAUAACAUUUCUUCUGGCAUUUAAUCUUUGUUUCUUUUGUAAAGAACAAUAUUUAGUAUAGGAAUUUUCAUAUUUUGUACAAAUAAUCAAGUGGAUUGUAAUUUGGGAUGUGAAUUUCAUGGAUUGGUUUGUAGUUUAUUUUACAGUACACUGUUCUGAAAUAAGUUUGAAUGCCAAUAAUAAUGAUAUUCCGCAUUUAUAUAGCGCUUAACACAUCUGAACGACGUCUCUAAGCGCUUUGCAGAUAUAUUAUUACCCCGGUCAUCGGAUCCUUGCAUGCCCGCAUACAAUGUAUGCACCUUCUCCACUCCCUGGGGAGCAUUCCAACAAGAGUUCCAAGACUCAAUUGCUAGGCAUACUACAUAGGCCUUCGCAUCCUACCGGGUACCCAUUUAACACCUGGGUGGAGAGUGGCAAAUUGUGGAUUGACGCCUUGCCAAAGGACGCUAGGCCAUGGUGGGAUUCGAACACACGACCCUCUGAUUACAAGGCGAGAGUCAGAACCGCUACACCACGGCGCUUCCACCGUGCUAGGUUCUAGUCUUCCAGGGAUGGUUUCACAAAGUGUUAGUGUGACUUAGAGUCACAUGAUUUGUUGUGUCUUAGUUGUGAUUUGUCCAGUACACUUAGAGCUUUGUGAAACACUUCCUUGGUUAACUUUCCAAGCGGACGGCUCACCUGGCAAUGUUAAGAAUAGUUGUCCUAGAGAGAAUUGCCUUUACGGUGGGCGUUGUGGUCUAGUGAUUCAGAUUCUUUCAAUUUGAAGGACGUGGGUUUGAUUUCCUUCAGCAAGAAAUUUAUCCACAUUGUGCUGCACUCAACCCAGGUGAGGUAAAUGGGUACCGGGAGGAAGUAAUUCCUCAAAAUGCUUUCACUGGAAUCGGUAGACUAGCUUAGCCGGGGGUAAUAUAGGAGCGCCUUGAGCACCUAGCAAGGAGGAUACCUGCGCUAUACAAAUCCUAUAUUAUUUAUUUAUUUUCAGUAAAGACAUCUUUUGGGACGACUUGCCCUUGAUUUAUUAAAGUAAAGCUGGGAUUGAAAAAAAAAAUGUAUAAAAACUCUGGAAUCAUGAAUAUGAUAAAUAAGAAUGAUAAAUGAAAUAGUAUUAAAUUUUUUUUUUGUGAUUGUUUCUAUUAGAGGUUAGAAUUCAAAUACUUUUUUUUCUGGACAAUAAAAUUUUAGGUCCUAUGGCAAGUCAAUAUGUAAGGAUAGUAUUACUUGUGUGACGAUCUGAAAUUCAAAUUAGAAUUAUUCAUUAAAUCGAGGGGCUAUGUGCAAUUGCUCAUUAUAUGUACAGUACUGAUGAAAAUUGUAUUAUAUGAUUCAGGAUUAGAAGUUUUGUUUGUAUCCUGUUUACUUUCCAUUUAAAUGAACAUAAAACUAUCAAUCAAUGUAGAAAGAACUUUAAAAUACAAAUAAAAUGGUGUAUUAUUUU
Molecule: messenger RNA, 5836 nt
Organism: Lytechinus pictus (painted urchin)
Lineage: Eukaryota; Metazoa; Echinodermata; Echinoidea; Temnopleuroida; Toxopneustidae
Product: prostatic acid phosphatase-like
Exons: 10
Coding region: 9-1379 (456 amino acids)
Biological process (GO): lysosome organization; dephosphorylation
Cellular component (GO): lysosome
Molecular function (GO): acid phosphatase activity
Source: RefSeq, a predicted model, not a curated record